AUGUCGGCUCAACCAACCAGCUCGCUUGAAGACAGUUUCGUCUCUGUCCACGAAAAGACCACCUCCCAGACAUCCUUCUCCACCUCUACCUCCUCUUCCUUCCACCAAGAACACCACCACACCCACAGCCACCAGGAACAAAUCCUUGACGAAAAGUCGGUCGUGGAGGAGAAGGACGACCCAACGAUCCCGCGUCGUAUGAAGCUCUCGGCUCGACGAACCGACCUCCUACCGACCCUCCGGACGCGCCUCUCUCAAGCAACCUUCCCGGACCAGAUCGAAGCCGCCGGAUGGAGUUAUGGAACCGAGACGGGUCUGUUGAAGUCGUUGACCCAGGAGUGGUUGCACAACUAUGAUUGGGAAAAGGAGCUGAACCACCUCAACCAGGAUUAUGACCAUUGGACUUGUCGGAUCAAUGGGUUGGAUAUUCAUUAUGUCCGACAUGAUCCUUGGACCGAAAAAGUCAAGGAUCCCGUUACGGGACAGGAGACUGGGGAGGAGGGGCCGUGGGCGGCCCCGACAGAGAAGAAAUUCGGAACAAAGGCUAUGGCCAAGACGUUGCACGAGCUGAUGCAGCACCUCGGGUACAAGUACUACCUGGCCCAAGGCGGAGACUGGGGCGCCAUCAUCUCACGAACUAUCGCAACCCUCUACCCUGACAACUGUCUCGCCAUCCAUAUCAACAUGCUGCCCUGCCUCCCACCACGCCCUUGGUCAAGCCCUUUCCAAUUCGUCAAAGCCAUCACCGGCUUCGCCCUCCCCUCGGUCGUCUACAAGAACAACCCACGCGAACAGGCUUCCAUCGCAGGGUUGAAACUCUAUGCUGCUGAAGAAGGCGCUUACUUCUUCUUACAGUCGACCAAACCCCAGACGUUGGGUCAUGCCUUGCAGGAUUCUCCUGUCGGCCUGUUGUCGUGGUUGACGGAGAAGUAUCUCGGUUGGGCGGAUCUGGACCCUACCCAGCCCGAGACAUGGCCAUUCUCGAAGACAGAGCUGCUGACGCAGAUUAUGAUCUAUCAUUCGACAGAGACGAUUACAUCGUCGACGAGGAUAUACUAUGAGACGUAUCAUAACAAGGAUGUGCAGUGGAUGCUUCGUCGUCCUGUUCCUGCGAGUGUCCCGGUCGGUGUUGGUGUUUGGAACAAGGAGCUCUUCAUGGUUCCCAAAGCCUGGGCCGAUGAUUACAUGAACAUUAUCUCGUGGCACGAGUUCCACAAGGGAGGCCACUUUGCGGCGUUCGAGAGGCCUGUCGAGUACGAGAAGGAGGUGACGGAGUACUUUACGAAGGAGCAGGUCCUGGAUGCCUUCACCGCCAAGCGCUACGGCUUCAAGAUCUGA
Molecule: messenger RNA, 1338 nt
Organism: Linnemannia hyalina
Lineage: Eukaryota; Fungi; Mortierellomycota; Mortierellomycetes; Mortierellales; Mortierellaceae
Source: the annotation of a GenBank genome assembly